Molecule: messenger RNA, 2176 nt
Organism: Gigantopelta aegis
Lineage: Eukaryota; Metazoa; Mollusca; Gastropoda; Neomphalida; Peltospiridae
Product: glycine receptor subunit alpha-2-like
Exons: 10
Coding region: 442-1632 (396 amino acids)
Biological process (GO): regulation of membrane potential; nervous system process; chloride transmembrane transport
Cellular component (GO): membrane; synapse; neuron projection
Molecular function (GO): extracellular ligand-gated monoatomic ion channel activity; neurotransmitter receptor activity; chloride channel activity
Source: RefSeq, a predicted model, not a curated record
AUUAAUGAAACCAUGUGUCGACAUUAUCGCGCCGCGAAACACGUGUUGCACAAAUUCGCGGCAGUUUGUUUUUGAGCUGUCGUUCAUGGUUGUGGUCGAUAUUAUAUCCAGCGUCUGACAAUGGAACCAGGGAACAUGGGAAGUGAGCUAUGUGUGCGAAUCAACGAAGAAGUGUCGUAAAAAUAUCUCGGGCCGUGUGAAGUAAAAAUCUCGCGGCGGUGGAGGGUACUUCUUGAGAAGGUGUACGUAAAGAAGGAGUGAGUGACGAAAGGAGAGUGGAGGUACAACGGUAUAGGUUUCACCGACAUCGCCGAGUUGUAAGAUAUCUUCAGAUCAAGUAGAUGAAAAUACCAGGCGUCAUAUUCCAUCGUUUUCGGCUGGAAGAGCAGACGCGUGUUUUGAAUAUUUAAAGUUUUGGUAGCGUGAGACUGAAUAAAGCACAUGCCGAUUGUGAUCCUUGUUCUUCUUCUGGGACAUAUUUCUGAAGGCAGUCAACAUGAGGUACACGGGGGAAUGUCUAGGCGAGAAGUACUGGCCUCCCUCUUAAAUGAUGAGUAUUACGACCCAAGAAUUCCACCUGAUUUCGAACAAGACUACCCCACCAACGUCACACUUCAGCUCCAUAUUCUCAAUGUCGACUCUAUCAACGAAGGAUCUCUGGACUACUCCAUCAACCUCUAUCUGCGACAACAGUGGACAGACCCUCGGCUGGUCUUCCUCGGAUACAACAAAUCCAUCUGGCUCGAGCUGGACACCAGGAUGUUGCAGAACGUCUGGGUUCCAGACGUGUACUUCCGCAACGAAAAGAAGGCCACCUUCCACAACGUGACCGUUCCCAACCGUCUGCUCCACAUCUACAGGAACGGCACGGUCAGCUACAGCUUACGACUAUCUUUGACAUUGAGUUGUUACAUGGAUCUUAAGAGAUAUCCAUUUGAUGUACAAGAAUGUCCAAUCAUCUUGCAGAGUUAUACGUACACCGUAGACAACGUGGUUUUCCACUGGGCACCAGAAGAUGCUAUCUCUUACACGAAUCCUUUAAAUAUUCCACAGUUUAAAUUUGUAGGGUACGAACUACAGGACUGCACGUAUAUUUUCGAAAACAGAUUCGCAUGUAUUAAAGCCGAUUUUAAACUCGAGCGAGAAUUUGGUUUCUUCCUCAUCCAAGUUUACACUCCCAGCACUCUCAUAGUGAUUCUGUCCUGGAUAUCGUUUUGGAUCGACAUCGAGGCUGUUCCUGCACGCAUUUCAUUGGGUGUCCUCACCGUUCUCACCAUGACGACGCAGAGCGCAGGCGCACAGGCUUCUUUACCUAAAGUGUCCUACAUCAAAGCCGUCGACAUCUGGAUGUCCACGUGCAUGUUCUUCGUCUUUGGCGCGCUCCUGGAAUUCGCAUACGUCAACGUGUUGUCAAGGCGCGUCCAAGCUCUCAGACUCAGAAGUCAAGAAAAACGGCGUGCGAAAAGAGAGUUAACUCCCAUGGCAGAUGUUGCAAAUGAACCAGAAGACGAAAUACCCGUUCCCAGGUUUUCGGCGAGACAAAUAGAUAAAGUCUCUAGAGUUGUUUUUCCUUCAUUGUUUUCUAUCUUCAACAUUGGCUACUGGUCUUGGUAUCUAAUUCAUUUUACAUAACUAGUCUACGACAAGUAUGUAAUCUGUUAUAUCGAGAGUAUGAAUUUGCGCGCGCGUGUGUGUACGUGCGUAAUCGUUUUUAAUAUUACAUUAGCAGCCUGUUGUGUAUAUGUAUCAGUGUGUACAUACAAUUGGUGAUAUAUUCCAUUAAUGAUCUCUGUUCUUACCACAAUAUUUGUGGUAUAUAGUUUAUGAAAGGAAGUGAAAAAAAAAAUCAACAACGAAAGCAAAUAAAAGAGUGAUAAAGCGAAUGAGGUAGACGGUGAGACUUAAGGAAGGAAGAUGUAUGUGUGUUUGUUUGUGUUUGUGUGUGUGUGUGUGAGAGAGAGAGAGAGAGAGAGAGAGAGAGAGAGAGAGAGAGAGAGAGAGAGAGAGAGAGAGAGAGAGAGAGAGAGAGAGAGAUGUGGGUCAAGGUUAACUGGAAUGUUGAAUGAUAUAAGACACUCCUGAAAUUAUCCAAACAGUAAAGAAUAUGAAGCAUUCCUGUGAUAUGCGGUGUUGUAAUAGACCUUGAAUAUUGUAAAUAAUAAAUAUCUUUGCACUA